Molecule: messenger RNA, 1819 nt
Organism: Daldinia decipiens
Lineage: Eukaryota; Fungi; Ascomycota; Sordariomycetes; Xylariales; Hypoxylaceae
Product: FAD/NAD(P)-binding domain-containing protein
Exons: 2
Coding region: 315-1766 (483 amino acids)
Molecular function (GO): NADP binding; flavin adenine dinucleotide binding; N,N-dimethylaniline monooxygenase activity
Source: RefSeq, a predicted model, not a curated record
GUUGUCAGGCAAGUAGUAAGUAAGGGCUAUAUUCUAUAUUCCACCUUGCCCUGAUGUGUAAACUCAACCUAUCGUACCAUCUAAAUAGGCGAUCACAUGCAAUACCACCUUGUUUAGUUACACAACAGUACUAGAAUACCACCUUGUCUAAUAUAGAAUGAUGCCAACAGGCUACAGCCCCUUUAAAUGUUAUGCACUUUAUACUUGAAUAGAUACCUAAGUAGAUUAAAUCUCCCGGAGAGAAGAGUUAACAGCUCAACUUCUAACCUACCCGUUCACAUCUGACCAGAGACCUUCACCUCGGGCAGUCAACGAUGGCACAAUUCCAGCCAGCAACCACUGAGGUUGAAAUUCUCGAUGUUCUCAUUGUGGGAGCAGGAAUCUCUGGGAUCAAUUGUGCAUAUCGGCUCCAGACCCAACUCCUCCAUGUCAAAUUCGCUAUUCUAGAAGGCCGCGAUCAAAUUGGAGGCACCUGGGAUCUAUAUCGCUACCCAGGCGUACGCAAUGACUCACAUAUAUAUUCCAUGGCCUUUGCGUGGCAUGCUUGGCCGUUCCCGAAUCCAAUAGCCACGGGAGCCCAGAUCAUGGAAUAUCUCUCGGAUGCCGUGUCUAAAUAUCGUUUGGAUAAGUAUAUCCGAUUUCGUCAUAAAGUAUUGUCGGUGAACUGGUCUACAACAGGCCAGAAUUGGAGUAUAGUGGCCGUAAAUCAUAAUGGCAUAACCAAGAAGUUCCACGCUCGUUGGAUUAUCCUGGGAACAGGGUACUACGAUUAUAGCACACCUUUCCAAACAGUCAUACCUGGUCUAGAAAAUUUCAAGGGAAAGGUCGUCCACCCGCAAUUUUGGCCGUCGGGUUUCGAUUAUACUAAUAAGAAAAUUGCCAUCAUCGGGAGUGGUGCUUCAGCUAUUAGUAUGCUUCCAGCGCUCCCGGAGAGAGCAACCCAAGUCACGAUGGUUCAGCGGAGUCCUACAUAUAUAGCUCCAAUUCCAAAUACAUCGUGGAUUCACCACUAUUUCCCUCGGUUUCUCGUCGAUAUAUGUUAUCUUAUUACGCCCUACCUUAUAGUACUACUGUGUCGGCACUUCCCCGACUUUGUCAGAGAAUUGUUUCGUAAAGAAGCAACAAGGCUACUGCCAAAAAGCAUUGAUCACGAUACACAUUUCAAGCCGCGGUACAAUCCGUGGGAGCAACGGAUUUGUGUAGACCCAGACGGUGCUUUCUUCAAAGCACUUCGUUUACCAAAUGUGCGCCUCGUCACUGGUGAAAUCCAUAUGGUAACAAAUAACGAGAUUAGAAUGAAAGAUGGCCAGACUGUGGAUACUGACAUCAUCGUCACCGCAACAGGUCUCAAGAUGAUGAUGGGAGGAAAGAUUGAGAUACGAGUUGACAAUGAACCUGUAUCAUGGCGAGGGCGUUAUGUUUGGAAUGGGGCCAUGUUAGACUCAGUUCCGAAUAUGAUGUUUAUGUUUGGAUACGCAAAUCAUGCCUGGACUAUUGGUGCCGAUAAUACGGCUAUAGUUCUAACCAGGCUUUGGAAAUACAUGGAAAGAAACUCAGUCAGGUCUGCGAUACCUAGAGUAUCAGAGGAUGCAGCAACAGGUACACAACGUAUAUGGCAGCUCAGUUCCACGUACGUGCUGGCAGUCGAUGAAGAAUUGCCUGUCUAUAGAAUGACUGGUAAUUGGAAACCGAGGAAUCGCCCACCAGUCGAUUUUUUGCAUGCGCGAUGGGGAAAUUGUACGAGCGGUCUGGAAUUUUCUACCUGACUUUAUUACAUAGAGUAGCCUAGUAUAUCAACGAAUGCACCAUUAUAUCUACU